Osmia lignaria (orchard mason bee) is the source of this 4596-nucleotide messenger RNA. The record is from RefSeq and is a predicted model, not a curated record. NCBI's taxonomy places the organism in Eukaryota, Metazoa, Arthropoda, Insecta, Hymenoptera, Megachilidae.
AUUUCGAACUUUCAUGAUACGAUUAUAGCGAAGCCUACUACAUACAUAUAUGCACUCGGCUCUUCUACGCUCGACAUUUGUUUUACAAUUCUUCUGAAAGUUCAGCAUUCCUGUUUCUUUCGAAACGUCUCUGAACGAGAUGAGCCUGUCCGAUAAAGAACGCGAUUCGAAGUCGUCGGUGUUCUCGUCGUCGCGAACCUCCUCGCUCGAACCGAUCGAGAGAGAUUCGGAUAAAUCUGUCGGCCGUUCGAUCUCGAAGAGCGCGGUAGAUUUUUCGAGGUUCGCUCGAAUCGACCGAUCAGACGGAAUUAGAAAUUGCGUCCGGGUCUCUUUUCCAGGGAUCCGAUCGAGGAACAAUUCGCGGAGGAAAGACGCGUUUCUUCGGAAAUAUCGGAGCUAUCGUACGAGGAGUACAAGGAGGAGGAGGAGCCGGAGGAUAAAGCGGCGCGAAGGCAUCGCAGCAAAUCGAUCGACGAACCGCAUCGCGUAUUGUCCUUGGUUGAAAAAUGGCAAGAUUGGCAGGUUAUUUCACCGUUCUCCUCAACGGUCGCACGAUUCGGUUAACGACGCUUGCGAGAUCUUCUAGUCUCGUCGAAUCUGCGGCCGUUUCCCCGAUAUGAUCGAGCUUUUCGAAUUCGAAUCUGCUUCGGUGUAGAAAGCGACCCCGGUCGCGGCCAAGAAACGUGGCAAGAAGAUGAAGAAAAAAAAGGGCGAGAAAGGUUCGCCAAAGGCGAAAGGAAAGUCCGAGAAAACCGAGAGAACUCCGACGGACGUCGAAGAACCUGAAAUCAAGGAUCGGAUGAUAAAGGAUAUGCGAGAGGAGAUACGGUUGGAAGAAUACAACGAGAAAGAGAAACCGCGUUUGGAGACGGAGGAAGCGGCGAUUCGACUGAAGCAGCUGGAGCAAACUGCCCGUGUCCUCUCGUCGCACCGCAAGGCGUACGCGGAGUACGAGCGGAUCCUCGAACAGCAGGAACGCUGGGCCCGUUACAUGACUUGCGACGGUCUACCGGAUCCCGGAUCCUUGUCCGAGACCAACGCCUUCGUCUACCUUUGGUCGUUGGAGGAAGAAGAGGCGACCAUGGACACUGUGGAAGAAAGGUGUCGAGUAAUAACCCGCCUGUUGAGUAAGCUGGAGGAGAUCGCUGGGUUUUCCAGCGCAGUUACGGAGAAGUACGAAGCGGAAUACAAAGAGAUCGCGAGCGAACUGCGAAGGAGGCUACAAAGGUGGAUAGAUUUCGCUUGCUAUCAUCUGCUCCGUAACAUCGAAGCGAACAUGAUAAGAGAGGACACGAAGACGACCAGAUACGUCCGCGCGACGAACAACGCGGUGUGCUGUUUCUGGGCACCGAUCAUCUUGCCUGUUGGACUGAAACGACCCAUCACGGCCAAAGAACAGAAGUCGAUCGAGAUACGGUUCGCGGAGAUGGACGCGACGAUCAAGCUUCCGGUGGACGUCGAUUGCCACCGCAUGGCGAUCAGAGGACUCUGGCUAACUUACGAUCAUUAUUCGAUGGAAACGCGCUCUUAUCGAAUUCCUCAGCUCCCUGAUCGCUUGCUGGAGCUAUGGGGUAGUUUCCCUGACCUCGUCGAGUUCGAGAGAAAGGAACUCGAAGAGAAGCUUCGUAUAUGGGAAGAGCAAGCGGAAGGGCGACGCUUGCGGCUGGAGGAGAAACAAGCGAUCCUAGAGCGGAUAGUCAAUCCGCCGCCGGUUGCACCAGUUAAACGGGGCAAUAAAGGGGAAGAAAAAAAAACGCCUCGAUCCCCUGGCAAGGAUCAGGCGAUGUCACCGGCCUCGUUGUUGCCUUUGAAAACGGAACUGUUACCUUACUUGCCCACCGCGAACGAAAUCAUUCGUGAGAGGGAAGACGACGCCAGAUUGGAAGUUAGAAAAUUAUUGUUCACUCGAUGCGAGACGACCGAAGUGAACUUGCGAAAAUACAGAAUUCUCGGCGGAGUGUUUCGCGUGGAUCUUCUUUAUCAACCGCCGCAACCGAAGGACCUCGGGAAAGAAACUUAUCUAACAUCUCUCGAGUUGCCGAAGGAGCCCAAGUUCGUCGCGUUCUCCAGACGAUACGAGACCCCGCAGCCGGCUCCUGACUCGGAGAGGACACCGGAAGUAAUCGAGGCAGAAAUGAAAGCGCUGGAAGCAGCGAUGGAGGCGCUGGUUUUGAUCACUCUUAGAUUACCCAGUUCGAUUCUCUGGUUCGAACCACCGUUGAUCGCCCAGUGGAUACCGGAAAAGGAAAUCUGGUCAACGAAGCACGUUCACGACGUGAAAUUCAACGAGGAGCAACAGACGAUCGCGUUUAGGAGCGGAAGGUUGGGCGUUCACGGGUUGGCCGCCUAUAAAUUUUCUAAUCUUCCCUUUCAGAGCUGGGAAAUGAAACCGGAAUCAGGAAAGAGCGGCCGCGAUUACGGCGGGGUGGUGCUUGGAAUAACCGCGGCCACUGUACAGGCCGAAUUCGUGAUCAGGGAAGAUCGAGUCUGUUUAAACUCGCUGACCGGCCACGCGAAUAAUCCUCUGAAAGGAAUCCUCGGUGAAUACGACGAGUUAGAACGGCUGAUCGAGCGACUGCAACAACUCGGAUGCGAUCUUUUCCCGGAUCGAGACGCGGUUGCUUAUCUAACGGGAAUCAAUACGAAACAUCCGGCCGCGGAGAACCAUCUGCGGCAAUGUAUGGCGAUUCUUUCCACCACGUAUACCUUCGCCUGGUCACGAUGGAACGCGACUCGUGAUUUUCGACAGAUAGUUUUGCAGUUCAAGGAGAUGCACGGUUGCGUGGCUAAAGAGCUUACCAAUCAGACGCUUUUGGUAACGCCAUCGCGAACCAUGCGCGUCCGUUGCACCGAGGUCAGUCCCGAGUUUUCCGACUUACCGUACGACGACCAAAGCACCGGCGAGUAUUACGCCGACCUGUAUCAGCUGGCAUUGAACACGGCGGGUAUCAAGACCCGGCUUUCGAUGAAAAGGAUCUCUUAUAAAUUGGUAUCGACCGUCGUUCGGCUCCUCGAACGUACCAACGUUAUAGGCAUGUCCUCAUGAUUCAUUAGUUCUGCUUUCUGAUUCGUACCGUUUCAGCAAUUAACAGAAAUAAACCGAUACGACGAGUGCUUUCCAAACGAAAUUCUCUUUAUUCGGAUAUACAACGUAUCUCGAGCAUCAAGCGAUAUUCUGGAAAUAAUAAAUGCAUCUGUUCGAUUUGUUCGUAAACGUAAAACGAUAUCUCGAAGGAAACACACAGCGAUAUCGAGCUUACGGCUAAGCGGCAAAGAGUUAAUUGAUGCGCUUCGACGGGUUAGGUAUGGAUGAAAAGGGGGAUAUAAGGAGGGUGUUUGUUCGCGGUCUACCUAGAGGGUAGAAGGUGGGCGGGGGUGGGUAAGAGGUUCGGGAUACAACAGGGAAUAACUACGACACGGAAACGAUAGAGCGUCGAAGCGGUCGCGAGCGACGGGGCUGGUACGCGGAUCUCGUAACGAUCCGCGACAACGAGCAACCAGCAACCAGCAACCGCUGUUGCUGCAGCCGGAAAACGCGAACACGCUUGCCCGCUUUCUUUCACUUUCGUUCAACAUUCGCGAAUACGUGGAAUUUGAGAUUCGAUCCAUUCACCCGGCACCAUCCAAAUUUAACGAACGCGUAUGCAAUACGAAGCUAAAAAAUAUAUAGUGUUGCGCGCUACGAGGGCCGGAUACGCGUCAGAGCUGUCUCGACUUACACGUACCACCGAACCAACCAACUAACGAUCGAUCGCCCUGAACCGUCCCUCCUCUCUCCACCCUCUACCCUCCACAACCACCUCCUCCACCCUCUCGUUCCACCUUGUUUCGUUUUCCUUUUCCCUUCCCGCCUGCUACCACUUUUCCCGUCUCCCGACCAUACCAUUUUUCCUCCCGUUUUCCAACAGUCUGAACGCGACAUUAUGAGAAAAAAAAGCACCCUUUUAUCAUUUUUCUUUUUUUGUUUUGUUCCCUUUCCAGGCAAAUCGUUCGAGCGGCUCUAUCGCGUAUCCAGUAAGCGAACGCCGCACCACUUUAUGUCGGCUACAUUUUCUAACUAAUUGUAUUUUCCUACGUUUUCUGCCCUCUAUCUCUUCACCGUUCGACACGCGUUCAAACUUGCCUAAAUUCUCAUCUCUCACUAUAUCAUUUGUUUCCGUCCGAGUUGAAUUCACCAGAUGGACUCGACCCGCUUUCCUCCCUUCUCCGUCGCUCUUCGCCAUCUCCUGAGUUUUCGAUGAAAGAAAUUUAGAGAAAGAGAAAGAAUGAGAAGAUAGGAGAGCGAAAGAUUUGACACGAUCGACCGAUCGGCGGAAUCCGUAACUCGGACUUGGUAAACGAGUUGGCUCGCUAAGCUCGUAAACGUAGAGCAGCAAAGUGUUCCCGCGCCUAAUUAAAAUCUUAACGCUCGCUAUAUCGUUAUCGCAGACUGAAACUUGUCUCGCAAGCUGCUUACGAUUGAGGUAAUCCAUGGUAUAAGGCCCAAUUCGCAUCCAGUUCGAACUAACGCGUACUUAGCUGUAUACACACUACUACGUAUCUCAACGAAUCGUUUGACUCUACGAGUUGUUUUAUCUUUUUUUUUUUUUUUUUUUU